Messenger RNA from Penicillium malachiteum, 558 nucleotides. RefSeq lists its product as uncharacterized. The coding region runs from base 1 to 558 and encodes 185 amino acids. The transcript has 2 exons. The record is from RefSeq and is a predicted model, not a curated record. Lineage: Eukaryota; Fungi; Ascomycota; Eurotiomycetes; Eurotiales; Aspergillaceae.
AUGGAAUAUCUUUGGAAUGGUUCGUAUAGCCUGCCUUGCCGAGCGACUUUUGCUGACAAUGUAAAGUUAAUAGAAAAUGAUUUUGAUCUGGACCUGCACCAAAUUUGGAAAGAGUCUGAUCUGCCGGCACAGCCCCUAUGCCUAGCGAUGGAUUUUGACGAGUCCAAGCCCGAUAGCCUGCAUCUAGGAAGCACGGCGGCACAGCGUGUGCAACAUCCCAUUGUGGAAUGCUUAUUCUACUCCAACACCGAAGGUGAGCACUUGUUCUUCAUCCCUCGGAUAGAGACGGCGUCCUGGAAGUUUGAACACAUAAGAAAGGAGAUCGUUGGAAUCGUGUAUCAUUCAGCUUGUGUGAUGCCAGGCUCGCACUUCCGUUUAUCCUUGUGGCCGCGCGUAGAGCCAUUUCCGUGCUCCGCAUCGUCCACUCUGUCCCCCUUGGCUGCAUUACCCACCUUACCUUCUCUUCAUCCUUCGGAAUUUGUACAUAACCUUCGGGAGAAUUUUAUGUCUGAUAAGGAAGAGCUGCUUUCCACUUUACUACAGCAACUGCAGACGUAA